CAGGCGGUAUGAUGUCAUCGAAGCGCGCCGGAUGUUUUGGGUGGAGAGGAAGUCUGUGUUGGCUGGCUGGUUGAUUCUGAGGACCGUUUCUAAGUCGAAGUCAGUUGAUAGGCGAUGCCAGUAAGGCUUUCAAGGCGAGAUAUUCAAAGAGUGGUUUUACCAGUCCUGCCGUCACCACCUGUGUGGCUUUCUUGGCCCAGUGGGGAUUCGAACCCAGGCCUCCUGAAUCCUAGUCCGUUACCCUGUCUUCAACACCGCAUUGGAAGUGACAAUAUUUUUAUCAUGUCUGGAAGCUUCUACUUUGUAAUUGUGGGUCACCAUGAUAACCCAGUGUUUGAAAUGGAAUUUCUACCUGCUGGUAAAGUGGAGUCUAAGGAUGACCAUCGCCAUCUCAAUCAAUUUAUAGCUCAUGCUGCUCUUGAUCUAGUAGAUGAGAAUAUGUGGCUGUCUAAUAAUAUGUAUCUGAAGACUGUGGAUAAAUUUAAUGAAUGGUUUGUUUCUGCCUUUGUCACUGCAGGACAUAUGAGAUUUAUAAUGCUUCAUGAUGUAAGGCAGGAAGAUGGCAUCAAGAACUUCUUUAGUGAUGUCUAUGAUCUGUAUAUAAAGUUUGCAAUGAAUCCAUUUUAUGAACCCAACUCUCCUAUUCGAUCAACUGCAUUUGACAGAAAAGUUCAGUUUCUUGGAAAGAAGCAUCUUUUAAGCUGAAAUGGUGUAAACAUGUUGAAAAUUCAGGUGUACCCAACUGUAUAUUUGACAUUCAUUGAACCUAUGAGGACCAAUCCAUUACCCAAAGACUCAAGACAUUUCAUUACCAGGUAUGAGAAGUAGGACAACUUCAGGAAUCUCUUAUGCUGAUGGAUCACUUUAGUCAUUUAUCUGUAUAUAUCAAACUAAAAUAAAUGCUAAACACUAGUCAAAGAUGUUUUCCAUAAUACUGCUGCUAAUAUUGUAAAAUAAAUGAGGAAACUAGACCUUGCUUUUUCCAUGGCAAUCUGCAGAGAUUUAAAGAACUUGUCCUUUGCUCUUUAGUCCAAAAGGCUGUCAGUGCAGCUUACUGAGAUAAGAAUCUUCUAUAGAAAAGAUUCAGUGUAGGGCUGUAUCAGUGUAAACCCAGAUACUAGAAUUGUGUGUUGCAAGAAAAAUAAUUGUGCAGAACAAGAGAAAUUUAAAUACUCCUAAACAGGAAUUUAGAAGUGAAUCUGACUGCAAUCCAAUUUACUUCUUAAUUGAGAUCAGCAAGUGACUCCACAUAGGUGGUCAUUACAAAACAUUUUUGGAAAUGGCUUAAUCUAAACUGAUUCAGCAUUUGCCAUAAAUUCUACUUUUUGUGACAUGUUCAAGUAUACACUACUUGAUGGGUGACAUGCAAAUUGUGUAUAGAAAGUUGAGUUUUCUGAGAAGUUGCCGUACCUUACAACCCAAGGUUACUUUUCUGAAUUUUAAAACUAGAACUGUUCUCAACUAUCCCAGUUCUCAAGUGUACACUGAGUACAGUCUACCCAUGUUAAGCACUCACAUACAUAGUAACAUAAGAGACUGUAAUCAGGCUCCAUGUACAAGGAUUGUAGCUUUCAGCCUGAAAGAAUUAAGGAAGAAACCAACAUUUGUAGGUAGUGUGGCUCAGGCAAUACCCUUACAUUCCCUGUAUUUGUUUACAUGUUUUACUUACUAAUUUGCUUAAGCAUCGUACAUUUUGCUGUGCUACUUUCCUUUUGAAGUCUUUUUGCCUGAAAAAACUCGAAUUACAAAUUGUGCUAGAUUAUACAUUUGCAGAGAAUGUUAAUUAACCUACCAAGUAAAAUAAUUUAAAAUGC
Molecule: messenger RNA, 1814 nt
Organism: Pogona vitticeps (central bearded dragon)
Lineage: Eukaryota; Metazoa; Chordata; Lepidosauria; Squamata; Agamidae
Source: RefSeq, a predicted model, not a curated record